Lodderomyces orthopsilosis Co 90-125 is the source of this 1164-nucleotide messenger RNA. RefSeq names its product Cek2p (gene CEK2). Lineage: Eukaryota; Fungi; Ascomycota; Pichiomycetes; Serinales; Debaryomycetaceae. Gene Ontology annotation, biological process: intracellular signal transduction; protein phosphorylation. The transcript has a single exon. Bases 1 to 1164 code for a protein of 387 amino acids. Gene Ontology annotation, molecular function: MAP kinase activity; ATP binding. The record is from RefSeq and is a predicted model, not a curated record. Gene Ontology annotation, cellular component: nucleus; cytoplasm.
AUGAGUAUAAUUCCAGUCAAAACUAAAGACUCAUUCGAUAAGAUGGUGAAGGCACAGCCUCCAGAGUCUCUGGGCAAAGUUGUGUUCAAUAUAUCACAAAAUUUCAAAGUCCUCAAGAUCAUUGGAGAGGGAGCUUAUGGGAUAGUUGCGAUGGCCGUUCAUUUACCCACAAAUACCAAAGUAGCAAUAAAAAUGAUUGAACCAUUUGAAAGACCACUAUUUUGCUUGAGAACACUUCGUGAGAUUAAGUUUUUGCAAAAGUUCAACUCUCAUGAAAACAUUAUUAAGUUAUAUGAUGUUCAAAGACCAACAAACUUUAGUUCAUUUAAUGAGGUGUAUUUGAUACAAGAGUAUAUGCCAGAAGAUUUGAACCAAAUUAUUCAAACUCAUGCAUUAAGCGAUCAGCACGUGCAAUUUUUCAUGUACCAGAUACUAAAAGCUUUGAAGUUGAUCCACAGUGCCAAUGUAAUUCAUCGAGACUUGAAACCAUCAAACAUUUUGGUCAAUGAAAAUUGUGAUUUAAAACUUUGUGAUUUUGGAUUAGCAAGACUUGAUUCAGUUGGUAUACUAACGAACAAGAUUUCGUUGUUGACAGAAUAUGUAGCUACUAGAUGGUACAGAGCACCAGAAAUUAUGCUCAAUGCAUCACACUAUUCAACAGCUAUUGAUAUGUGGUCAGUUGGGUGCAUAUUGCUUGAGUUGUUGAUCUAUAAGGUAGUUUUUCCAGGUUCGGACUACAUUAACCAAUUGAUCUUAAUAUUUGAAUUAUUGGGAACACCAUCGGAGAAGGACUUGGAAGUUGUUAAAUCCAAGAGAGCCAAGGUAUUCAUCAAGUCACUACCAGUACGUUCAAAAAUCAACUUCUACAACUUUUGUACCAAUCAUCCAUGCAGGCGGAUUAGACAUCAAAAUCGCGACUUGGAAGUGAACCCACUUGCUAUAGACUUGUUGGAAAAAUUGAUGGUGUUUGAUCCUAGUAAACGGUUAACAGCAAAAGAAGCUUUGAAACACCCUUACAUGAGUAACUAUCACGACCCAUUAGAUGAACCAGUUACCUCGCCUAUCCCAAUGGAGGAGUUUGCAUUUGACAUAGAGAAAAAGUAUUUGAAUGUAGAUGACCUCAAGAGAUUGAUUUAUGAUCAAAUCAUGCCAAGCAAAAGAUGA